UUUACCAUCCCUAUACCAUCACAGCGAGUAAACAUUUGUUGAGUUCUCCCGGCGGCUAAAACCCUAGCUCGGCUCCCGCCGCCGCCGAGGGAGGCCAUGGCCAUGGAGCACCUGCGGUGGCGCCCCACGGUGAACGAGCGCGACUUCAUCGAGCGAGCCGUCCAGUCCGACCUCCGCGUCGACGGCCGCCGCUCCUUCGACUUCCGCCGCCUCGACAUCACCUUCGGCAGGGAGGACGGCUCGUCGCAGGUGCAGCUCGGGGAGACGCGCGUGAUGGGAUACGUGACCGCGCAGCUGGUGCAGCCGUACAGGGACAGGCCUAACGAGGGGACGCUAGCCAUAUUCACCGAGUUCUCGCCCAUGGCUGAUCCUGCUUUCGAGCCCGGGAGGCCUGGGGAAUCAGCAAUUGAGCUUGGCCGAGUUAUCGACCGCGGCCUGAGGGAGAGCCGAGCUGUGGACAUGGAGUCGCUAUGCGUUGUUGCUGGCAAGCAUGUCUGGUCUGUGCGUGUCGACAUUCAUAUUUUGGACAAUGGAGGGAAUCUCAUUGAUGCAGCUAACAUUGCUGCAUUGGCAGCUCUGUCUACUUUCCGAAGGCCAGAAUGCACGGUUGGAGAAGAUGGCCAGCAAGUCACAGUACAUGAUCCUGAGGUUAGGGAUCCACUCCCUCUAACAAUUCAUCAUAUGCCCAUUGCUGUAACCUUUGCAUAUUUUGGUGAAGGUAACAUCGUGGUUGUUGAUCCAACAUACAAAGAAGAAGCAAUAAUGGGAGGAAGGAUGACUGCCACAGUUAACUCGAAUGGUGAUGUGUGUGCCAUCCAGAAAGCUGGUGGAGAGGGUGUCAUGUCGAGUGUUAUCAUGCAGUGCCUAAGAAUUGCUUCAGUUAAGGCUGCUGAUAUUACAAGCAAAAUAAAGAGUGCAGUAGACAAAUACGCCACCGAGAAAGCCUUAAAGAAAGUAAAGCGUCUUCCAGCCUCAGUGCCUCAGAAAGUUAAUGUUCCUGAUGUAACUAUGGAGAACAAAUGUGAUGGUGAAUUGGAGAGGCAAACUGUGAAGACACUCAGUGAUGUUCAGCAGAUAAGCAAAGGUGAUGAGGAUCAUGAAAAUAUGAAAAGGAAUUCACCCUUGACUGGGGACAGAAUUGCUAAACACAAACAAACAUCAACAUUCGUUGGUGGCCCAUCAAAUUGGGACCCAUAUUCUAAAGGAGUUUCAUUAAGCUCCCUCAGAAUUUCUCAUUUACCUGAUCCCGCAAAUAUUGUUAAGGCGAACAACCAUGAGGAUGCCAAACCAAUGUCAACUGAAUCCAAUGCUGAGGUGAAAAGCACAUCAAGCUCUGGGGCUGCUGGAGAGUCUGACGAAACCCAGGAAAUUAGAUCUCCAAAGAGUCUAAAAGAUGCUGUCAAACCAAAACAUAAAAGAAAGAAGAAAAAAAGUGACAGGAGCUAGCUUAACUGCAAUUCUGUAACUGCUGGGCCUGUCGGGUAAUAGUUGUGUGUUGUAUUUGCCUCUUAACAUUCUUGUUAAUUACUCCUUCCGGUCAUAAAUAUCUGUCACUUUUAACUUUU
This is a messenger RNA of Phragmites australis (common reed), 1565 nucleotides long. RefSeq names its product exosome complex component RRP45A-like. Gene Ontology annotation, biological process: U1 snRNA 3'-end processing; nuclear polyadenylation-dependent mRNA catabolic process; exonucleolytic trimming to generate mature 3'-end of 5.8S rRNA from tricistronic rRNA transcript (SSU-rRNA, 5.8S rRNA, LSU-rRNA). Gene Ontology annotation, cellular component: cytoplasmic exosome (RNase complex); nuclear exosome (RNase complex). The transcript is spliced from 9 exons. NCBI's taxonomy places the organism in Eukaryota, Viridiplantae, Streptophyta, Magnoliopsida, Poales, Poaceae. The record is from RefSeq and is a predicted model, not a curated record. The coding region runs from base 97 to 1446 and encodes 449 amino acids.